GGGGGCCGCAUUCGACCUCGCAAUUGGCGCUGCAUUGAACGAGACCAACGCUGGACGCCACUGGCUUGCUUCAACAACCUCAAACGAUCGGGCGACCUUGGACAUCGCUGACGAAGUGGCUUACUGGCGCGUCCAUGACAUCUCGUCGUUCGAGAUGCAGUGGCAAAACUACAAGCACAUUGGACUGCUCCAGACGUACACUAUCACGAGCGCCUUUGGCAGCGUGUAUCCCUUUACGAUCCAAGCGACCAACGGCAGCUUUCGCUUUCCGCUGCAAACGUCGUUCAAGAUGUACUGGGGCUUUGGGGGCGACCUGACGAUGGUACUUUACAACCAAACGUAUGCACUCCCGGGUACAUCGCUUGUCCGAGGCUCUGCUGCGUAUGCCUAUCAGAACGUCUCGUCGCUCGAGGCCAUGCUCUUUCUCAACGGAACGCUCACAGCGCCGCUGGACGAAGGGUUGGCUCUGGUGCGCAGCGCGCUGGGUCCGUUCGGGUCCAUGGACUUGCAGUACGUGGCGAUGCCAGCGUCCGUGCAGGCGCUGCUUCGAUCGACAUUUCUCUUCAUCGCAACGGCCCGUGUCGCAUCGACGGAGCUACAAGCUGCCUUUGAUGCUGUACCUGGGUAUAUGGCGUCGCCCGUGCCACCGUCGUGGCUGGCCGCCGACUUCUACGCCCUUGGUGGCUCGCCCUUGUGUCCGAGUGCGAUUCGCAACUCGGGCGCACGCAUCGACUUGGGCUUGGCAGAGAUGUUUGUCUCGCACAGCCAAUGCCACAAAACGAGCGUCUCUAGCAUGCUCGAACCCUCGGCCACCCAUGUGCUCGUGGCGUCGGCGCUUCUUCCUCGCGAAAUCAACUGGACCAAAGUAUGCGAGGUAGACCCGCAAGUGGUGACGGCAUGUGUGCAAGCGACGACAGCAGCUUUCUCGUUCUGGUCGCUCGCAACGAGUGCUCCAAGCACCAGCGAAGGGCUCGAAGCGGUUAUCGCAGAUAUCACGACGCUUCACAUCCAACUAUUUCAGUUUGGCGCGACGACCCCGACAACGCCAAUGGCACUUUACACGUACGACCUCUUUGACGCAAGGGAUCCUAUCUACCACUACUAUGCGUGGCUCUACAUGUACGACUGGCUCCUCGGCAAGCGGGAAGUCGUUCGGUUCACGGGCGACCACGGUUCGAUGACGCUUCUCUCGGGUCGCAUCGUCUAUGCGAUCAGCUCCAUCGCAACAAACGAGUUCCCGACCAACUUCGCAACGUACGCCCAAGCCGCCAACGAUUACGUCACCUUGGUCGACAUUAGCCUCGCGGGGUGUACGUGGAUGUACAUUGCCAUUAGCCGCGGCCGCGUCGAAGGUCGCAACAUGCUGUCGCUGCACAGCGUCGGCAGCGUCGUCUGGAUCGGUCGACCGCUCCUCCUCCUUCGCAGUCUCACGGCCAUCUCGAUUCUCUCGACCGCGACGCUCCGACUCACGUCCCUCGGGCCGUUUGCUGUGUUUGUCUCGGACACGCCGCCGUGGUACACGACGAUCCUCGCCGCCAGCGAGGUCACGUGGCUCGGUGCGAUCGUUGUCGACAUGGGCCUUCCGCUCACGCGCGAGUUGACGCGGCAUUUUACGCUUCUCAACAACCUCCUCGUGUGGACUAUCGCAGCUGCGCUGAGCUUUACGUCGCCCAACACACACACGCUGCGCCAACCCGAGCCAGCCUGCGUCCUCGCCCAAGUCGACUGGCAGGUCGUGUGCGUCGCCGGAGACAUUGCGAUCGGCCAUCGCUCUCGCCUCCUUCUUUUGAUUGCGGUCGUCGUCGUAUCACAUCUGAUGUGCUUUCUGGUCGCACGCAUCUGGCUCCGGCAGUCCAGAUUGAGCAGAGUCCACUCGCACUUUUUAUCAUCCGGUGCGAUCUUCCUCUUUGCCCAUGCGCACUGGCAGCGACACGGUGUGCUGUACAUGGACCGCGCCUCCGCCGUCUUUACCGGGCUCCUCUCGCUGCGGUUCCGCGGGCGGCUCUGGGUCUUUGACGUCAAGACGUGGCGGGUGUUUCAUCUACCGUCCGCAGCAGGAACAGAGAGCGACGCCGCGAUAGCGAUGGCACUGCCGCUGAUCGAAUAGAUGUGACUUGGAAAUCAAUUGGUGUGGAUGCGGACGAGAG
Saprolegnia parasitica CBS 223.65 is the source of this 2147-nucleotide messenger RNA. RefSeq lists its product as hypothetical. The transcript has a single exon. Bases 155 to 2107 code for a protein of 650 amino acids. Lineage: Eukaryota; Oomycota; Saprolegniomycetes; Saprolegniales; Saprolegniaceae. The record is from RefSeq and is a predicted model, not a curated record.